CGCCGCCGUCGCUGCCGCCUCCGCUGCCGCUAGUGGGAGAAGAUGGCGGAAGGCGGAGCGGCGGACCUGGACACCCAGCGUUCUGACAUCGUGACGCUGCUCAAAACCUCGCUCCGGAAAGGGGACACCUGAAGUUUCCGGUGCCUGCAGGAUGGCUCAGCAUUAAAGGCACUUGAUACCCAAACUUGAUGUCCUAAGCUCCGCCCCAGGAUCCCACAGUGGAAGGGGAGAAUCAAUUCCUGAAAGUUGUUCUCUGGCCUUCGUGUGCUCCAUGUGAUUUGGUAUCUAGUAGAUAGUCGCUGGUUCAAACAGUGGAAAAAAUAUGUUGGCUUUGACAGUUGGGACAAAUACCAGAUGGGAGAUCAAAAUGUCUAUCCUGGACCCAUCGAUAACUCUGGACUUCUCAAAGAUGGUGAUGCCCGGUCCCUUAAGGAGCAUCUUAUUGAUGAGCUGGAUUACAUACUGUUGCCAACUGAAGGCUGGAAUAAACUUGUCAGCUGGUACACGCUGAUGGAAGGGCAAGAACCAAUAGCAAGAAAGGUGGUAGAACAGGGUAUGUUUGUAAAGCACUGCAAAGUAGAAGUAUAUCUCACAGAGUUGAAGCUCUGUGAGAAUGGAAACAUGAACAAUGUUGUCACCCGGAGAUUUAGCAAAGCUGACACAAUAGAUACGAUUGAGAAGGAGAUAAGAAAAAUCUUCAAUAUUCCAGACGAGAAGGAGGCCAGACUGUGGAACAAGUAUAUGAGUAACACGUUUGAGCCGCUGAAUAAGCCGGACAGCACUAUCCAGGAUGCCGGCUUGUACCAAGGACAGGUGUUAGUGAUAGAACAAAAAAAUGAAGAUGGAACGUGGCCAAGGGGUCCCUCUACUCCUAAGUCCCCAGGUGCAUCCAAUUUUUCAACUUUACCAAAGAUCUCUCCUUCAUCUCUAUCAAAUAAUUAUAACAACAUCAACAACAGAAAUGUGAAAAACUCAAAUUAUUGUCUCCCAUCAUAUACUGCAUAUAAGAACUAUGAUUACUCAGAACCUGGAAGAAACAAUGAACAGCCAGGCCUCUGUGGCUUGAGUAACCUGGGAAAUACGUGUUUCAUGAACUCAGCUAUCCAGUGUUUGAGCAACACACCUCCACUUACUGAAUAUUUCCUCAAUGAUAAGUACCAAGAAGAACUGAAUUUUGACAAUCCCCUAGGAAUGAGAGGUGAAAUAGCUAAAUCAUAUGCUGAGCUGAUCAAGCAGAUGUGGUCUGGAAAGUUUAGCUAUGUCACUCCAAGAGCAUUUAAGACACAAGUAGGACGUUUUGCACCUCAAUUCUCUGGAUAUCAACAGCAAGACUGCCAGGAACUACUAGCUUUCCUAUUAGAUGGAUUACACGAAGAUUUGAAUAGAAUUAGGAAAAAACCAUAUAUACAGUUAAAAGAUGCUGAUGGGAGGCCGGAUAAGGUGGUUGCUGAAGAAGCCUGGGAAAACCAUUUAAAAAGAAAUGAUUCUAUCAUAGUAGAUAUAUUUCAUGGCCUUUUCAAAUCUACUUUAGUGUGUCCUGAGUGUGCUAAGAUCUCAGUAACCUUUGAUCCUUUCUGCUACUUGACACUUCCAUUACCUAUGAAAAAAGAACGUAGCUUGGAAGUUUAUUUAGUUAGAAUGGAUCCACUUACUAAACCUAUACAAUACAAAGUUAUUGUGCCCAAAAUUGGAAAUAUACUAGAUCUUUGUACAGCGUUGUCUGCUUUGUCGGGAGUGCCUGCAGAUAAGAUGAUAGUCACUGACAUAUACAAUCAUAGAUUUCACAGGAUCUUUGCCGUGGAUGAGAACCUCAGCAGCAUUAUGGAGCGGGAUGACAUUUACGUGUUUGAGAUUAACAUCAACAGGACAGAAGACACAGAACAUGUGGUUAUUCCUGUUUGCCUACGAGAAAAAUUCAGACACUCAAGUUAUACUCAUCAUACUGGCUCUUCACUGUUUGGCCAGCCUUUCCUUAUGGCUGUACCACGAAACAAUACUGAAGAUAAGCUCUAUAAUCUCCUACUCUUGAGAAUGUGUCGGUAUGUCAAGAUGUCUACUGAAACUGAGGAAACUGAUGGACCCCUGCGCUGCUGUGAGGACCAGAAUAUUAAUGGGAAUGGUCCAAACGGCAUACAUGAAGAAGGCUCACCAAGUGAAAUGGAAACAGAUGAACCGGAUGAUGAGUCCAGCCAGGAUCAAGAACUUCCCUCAGAGAAUGAAAAUAGUCAGUCUGAAGAUUCCGUUGGAGGAGAUAAUGAUUCUGAAAAUGGAUUGUGUACUGAAGAAACUUGCAAAGGUCAACUUACGGGACACAAAAAGCGAUUGUUUACAUUCCAGUUCAACAAUUUAGGCAACACUGACAUCAACUACAUCAAAGACGACACCAGGCAUAUAAGAUUUGAUGAUAGACAGCUCCGGCUAGAUGAAAGAUCUUUUCUCGCUUUGGACUGGGAUCCUGACUUGAAAAAGAGAUAUUUUGAUGAGAAUGCUGCUGAGGAAUUUGAAAAACAUGAAAGUGUGGAAUAUAAACCUCCAAAGAAGCCCUUUGUGAAAUUAAAAGACUGCAUUGAGCUUUUUACAACAAAAGAGAAACUAGGUGCUGAAGAUCCCUGGUAUUGUCCAAAUUGUAAAGAGCAUCAGCAAGCCACAAAGAAGUUAGAUUUAUGGUCCCUGCCUCCAGUGCUUGUGGUCCAUCUCAAGCGGUUUUCUUAUAGUCGGUACAUGAGAGACAAGUUAGACACUUUAGUUGAUUUUCCAAUCAAUGAUUUGGAUAUGUCAGAGUUCCUAAUUAAUCCAAAUGCAGGCCCUUGCCGCUAUAAUCUGAUUGCUGUUUCCAACCACUAUGGAGGGAUGGGAGGAGGACAUUAUACUGCUUUUGCAAAAAAUAAAGAUGAUGGAAAAUGGUACUAUUUUGAUGACAGUAGUGUCUCCACUGCUUCUGAAGACCAAAUUGUGUCCAAAGCAGCGUACGUGCUCUUCUACCAGAGGCAGGACACUUUCAGUGGAACUGGCUUCUUCCCUCUCGACCGAGAGACUAAAGGUGCUUCAGCUGCCACAGGCAUCCCCCUGGAAAGUGAUGAAGACAGCAAUGACAAUGACAAUGACAUAGAAAACGAAAACUGUAUGCACACCAAUUAAUGAAAGUCCAAGAAGCCAUAGAAGAGAGACUUUCCUGCUGGCGGUGUACGUGGAAAUGAAGUCACCCACCACAAUAAAACAGAAGUCUGAGAUGAGGAGUUUCAGAUAACCGAAUGUAAAUCCUUUAUCAGAUUUUAACUUGUGCAGUACUUGAAGUGAAACACAAUGAAAACUUUAACAGAAAUUGUCUCUUAAUACAUUUACAGUCUUGUAUUUACAAGCUAAAUAUAUAUAGGAAAUCACAAAUAAAUCCCUUUUAAGUUUGC
Molecule: messenger RNA, 3404 nt
Organism: Meriones unguiculatus (Mongolian gerbil)
Lineage: Eukaryota; Metazoa; Chordata; Mammalia; Rodentia; Muridae
Gene: Usp15
Product: ubiquitin specific peptidase 15
Exons: 23
Coding region: 355-3138 (927 amino acids)
Biological process (GO): protein deubiquitination
Molecular function (GO): cysteine-type deubiquitinase activity
Source: RefSeq, a predicted model, not a curated record